Leptidea sinapis is the source of this 2752-nucleotide messenger RNA. RefSeq names its product nuclear RNA export factor 2 (gene nxf2). Gene Ontology annotation, cellular component: nucleus. Bases 113 to 2704 code for a protein of 863 amino acids. The transcript is spliced from 20 exons. The record is from RefSeq and is a predicted model, not a curated record. Gene Ontology annotation, molecular function: DNA binding; RNA binding; protein binding. Gene Ontology annotation, biological process: poly(A)+ mRNA export from nucleus. Lineage: Eukaryota; Metazoa; Arthropoda; Insecta; Lepidoptera; Pieridae.
GUAAACUGAAAACACAGCUGAGCUUAUUUUUUGUACGAAAAUUAUUAUUUGUUAUAUAUAUGUAUGAAUUACUUUUAUAAUCCGAAGUAAGAGGUUUGUGGCUGUAAAUAAAAUGUCGCAAUCUUAUCUACAAAGAUCCAAUUCAACAAAUAAUCAGUAUUUUGAUGAUUUUGAAAAUGACAAAAACUUCAUACAUUUUGAAGAACCUGAAGAGACCUCUACAAAUGAACCAAUGCUAGAUGUACAGUGUUCAAAAGCAGUGGAAAGUUCUAGUAUCGAUGUGGAACCUGCCACUAUUAUAUUGAGAGGAUCAAGACCAGAGGCUAAAAUUCCAAUUAUAUUAAGAAGAAAUAUUUCCAAAGCCACUCAAGGUGGAACUCAUAACAUUGAAUCAUCAGAAACUACAAAAGCACCAGCAGUUACCAUGCCAAAAGUGAGCCCAGCGCCUAUUGAAAAUAUAUGGAGUAAUAAUAUUGAAUUGGUUAAUGAGACUAAAAAGAAAGGAAAAAAACCUAAUACAAGCGGUGGUUACAAUCAAAAUUCUAAUGUGCAGUCAUUUACCACGCCCGGUGUAGCACAGCUUCGUAAAGUUACAGGAAUACCGAAGUCUUUCCUGGCAAAAAAUUUUGAAGCGAAAAAAAUCUCUGAAUAUAAUAAAUGGACACAUGCUGGAAAACUAGAUCAUCAGCCUACUAUAAAAGAUUAUCAUCAAACAUUUGCUCAAUCGCCCAAUAUGGUGUCUCAAACUUCCGAUCUGACCCUACAAAUUCCAUCUAACAGUUUACAUCAGAUCUACUCCGAUAUAUCUGAUAAGCCCUCCGUCGAACAAUACUCUCCGACCGAUGUUUACAAUGAAGAAACUGGAGGUAUCCAAGGUCUGGAGUUAGAAGACAAUUCAAGUCAGGAAAGCGGUCAGAAACGACUAAGUGCGUUCCAAAGGCUCGGGCCUGUAAUGUGUCAGCCGAAGAAACCCAAGCUCACUAUCAACCUCUCCGUCGACAAAGAACAGUCUGUAAGGGAAGUUGUGGAUGUAACUGAGCAAUACCUGUCUGUCCAUGAACGAGAAUACAUCAUUAAGAGUGAGGAUCCCAUUGUCAUGAGGUACCGCGACAGCUGGCCAUGGAAGACCAAUCCUAUACCAAUCAAGAGGAGGGCUUAUCGACGCCAUUCUAAAACGGUGAUGAUGCUGGAGAAAGAGCAGUUUGACGAAGAAUACAAACAGGAUAAUGUGUUCAUUGAUGUGUUGGUCACUGGGUACCCGCCAUCUUGGACCAAAGAGAACGUUCUCGACGCUGUACUAGAGAAUUGUAAGGACAUCUCUUUCAUUCCUUGUUUUAUAAAGUUCACACCAAAGGAAUGCGAGUUCCUAGUCAACCGCUCUAGACUGGCACUGCUCAAUCUACAUGCGAUGGGUCUUAUACUCCCCGCGGGUGACGUUGAUCUGAUAGUCUCAUUGGCAGUGACUUACACGAAGACUACACACUUGGACUUUAUCCCGCGCACCGUUCUUCGGACCAAACUAAACAGCUGCUACGACGCUGAAAACCACAAACUCGAUCUAAGCGAGUUUACUUUGAAGCCUGACAUAAGUCAUUUCAUAUAUUUCCCGAUGCAUCGAACCGCAAAUCAGGCUGAUUUAUUUAGUGUACCGCAGAUCAACUGGGAAAACCUGAAAGAACUUGAUCUGUCUCACAACAGGAUAAGCAAAAUAGAGGGAUUUGAUUUAGCCCGAACAACGCCUAACCUCAAACGUCUAAAUCUAUCCCACAACAAGAUUGAAAGGGUCAUCUCGCUCAUCUCUUGCAAGGGCAUUAUGCUGAGAUCACUGUCGCUGGAGGGAAACCCGCUUUGUUGGAAUUAUGUCGAUGGAGAUCAUUACAUCAAAGUUGUGAGGACUCUAUUCCCAAGCUUAAGGGAACUGGACGGUAUACCAAUAACAUUGAAAGGUGACAUGCCGACGGUGAAGCAGAACUACUGCCCAGAAGGCGCCCAACCCGUAGUAGAAAAAUUCAUAGACGUGUUUAUUCCGCUACUCAAUCUGCCAAGAGGAGAGCGCAGGAGUAUACAGACCUUGUACCAUGCAGACGCCAUGUUAACUGUUACCUGUAGGAGUAAGUUGCGUUUCGGCCGAGACGCGAAGGCUCUUCGAAGUCUGUUCUGUAUGAGUCGAGAGCUUAAUGAAAAGGACAGAACGUACGUUCAUGGGGUGGAAAAGAUAGUCAGGCAGUUCAAGAGGUGGCCUGACUUCGUGCACGAUGUCACCUCAAUGCUCGUCGAUGUUAUGUACCAUGAUGACUCAACGACAGUGAUCCGUAUGAGUGGCGUGCUAACUGUGACGUCAUCGUCGCUAGCUGACGACGAGCAUCUGCUGGCGUACUCCAGGACUGUGGUGCUCAAGGUCUAUGGUGGACUGGAAUACAAGAUCCACAAUGAGAUGCUGUACUGGGACGAGCCCACUGCUGAAUGUGUUGCUCAAGCGUUCCACAAAACUCUUCCUACAAAAACCUUAAGCAUAAAGUUUGAAGGCACUCCUGAUGAUGAAAUUAAGAAGCAUUUGAUUAAAAUAUUUACAAAACUAACAUCAUUGGGCUCCAAGACAAGCGAAAGGUGUUUAACAGAAAAGGAUUGGAAUAUAAAAGAUGCUUUGGAAUAUGUUGUAAAACUUGUGAAAUUGGAUAAUAUAGACCUUUUGAAUAAGGAAUAAGUAUAUAAUUAAUAAGCAGAAAAAUAAAGUACACAUAUAAUGUUUUUA